AUGGUUGGACAACUUAGGUUUCUUUGUCCGCCCUGCCGGAUUUACCUCCAGAAAUAUGGCGAGUUGCGCCCGACACCUGAAAUGACGAUGAUUACGACAGCGACAGCUGCACCUGCAGGCUCCUUUCCAUCCAGACAUAGCCAAAUUCAAGUAAAUGGGACUGACACAGAGGAAGAGGCCCCUGGUGCAGAAAAUGGAUCAGAAAUUCAGGACUCCAAUAAAUGUAAGUUGUUUUAA
Molecule: messenger RNA, 237 nt
Organism: Protopolystoma xenopodis
Lineage: Eukaryota; Metazoa; Platyhelminthes; Monogenea; Polystomatidea; Polystomatidae
Source: the annotation of a GenBank genome assembly